Messenger RNA from Anarrhichthys ocellatus (wolf-eel), 12866 nucleotides. RefSeq names its product transformation/transcription domain-associated protein (gene trrap). Gene Ontology annotation, molecular function: protein binding. Gene Ontology annotation, biological process: DNA repair; regulation of DNA-templated transcription. Gene Ontology annotation, cellular component: nucleus; SAGA complex; NuA4 histone acetyltransferase complex. Lineage: Eukaryota; Metazoa; Chordata; Actinopteri; Perciformes; Anarhichadidae. The transcript has 71 exons. The coding region runs from base 655 to 11952 and encodes 3765 amino acids. The record is from RefSeq and is a predicted model, not a curated record.
AUGGUUAGCUUUUUCUAAUAUACUUUGGCAAAAUAGUAGGUGUUUUUCACAUCCUCCUGUACACGAAUGAACUUUUAAACCGUUUUUUCGUCUAAGAAAAAGUGCUUUCUCUCUGUGGCCUGUGUUUAUUUCCUCUUCAAGUGUGCGUGUAAUGUUAGGGGAUUCGCGAGCGCUUUCUUUCUUUUGGGAAAGCUAGCUAACGGUUAUUAGCUAACGGUUGCUAGCGUGUUCUGCAAAUUAGUAUUCAAUGUGCCUUUUGUGGUGGUCUUGAGUCGAUGCAUAAGCGUGCAACGCCUCUUAGCAAUGUAAUGCUCCCCACUUUGAUUUCAUAAAACUCGUUUUUAAUUCACAAAUAUUAUCGCAGUAUACAAACAUUGUGCUAGCCGACGCUUGUUAUGAUGUCAUCAAUGUGCGCCCGGUAAGAGGCAUGUUUGUGGAUCUGUUACCGAUUUCCGAAACGCUAAUUUUUUCGUAAAAAUGCUGAUUUUUGCCUACAUUUAAUGCACAUUUUACGUUAAUUUCUUCAUUUGAAAUGAAUGACAACGGAUAUUUUCUUCCCGCAUGUUUGCAGUGUACAUGAGAUCACACUGAGAUCUGUGCCGACUGCUGUCUGCCCCUUUCCCCACAGCAGUCCGGUCUGUCCCAUCUGCCACCAUGGCCUUUGUGCCCGCGCCCGCGCCCAGCCCCACUGUGGUCGACCAGACUACACUCAUGAAGAAGUACCUGCAGUUUGUGGCAGCACUCACAGACGCUAACACACCUGAUGAAACAAAGCUGAAGAUGAUGCAGGAGGUCAGCGAGAACUUUGAAAAUGUGACAUCUUCGCCUCAGUACUCCACCUUCUUGGAACACAUCAUCCCUCGCUUCCUCACAUUUCUUCAGGAUGGAGAGGUGCAAUUCCUGCAAGAAAAACCUACACAGCAAUUGAGGAAGCUGGUGCUGGAAAUCAUCCACCGCAUUCCAACAAAUGAGCACCUUCGUCCUCACACCAAGAACGUCCUGUCUGUGAUGUUCCGAUUCCUGGAGAUUGAAAAUGAGGAAAAUGUGCUGAUAUGCCUUCGCAUCAUUAUUGAGCUGCACAAACAGUUCCGGCCUCCAAUUUCCCAGGAGAUUCAUCACUUUCUGGACUUUGUGAAGGAGAUUUACAAAGACCUUCCAAAAGUAGUUGCCAGGUACUUCGAGAACCCCCAGGUGAUAGCGGAGAACACGGUUCCCUCCCCGGAAAUGGUAGGCAUGAUCACGUCAGUGCUGGUCAAGACGGCACCAGAGAGGGAAGACAGCGAAACACGAACACACACCAUCAUCCCACGGGGGUCCUUGUCUCUCAAGGUGCUGGCAGAGCUGCCUAUCAUAGUGGUGCUGAUGUAUCAGCUAUAUAAGCUGAACAUUCACAAUGUGGUGUCAGAGUUUGUGCCCCUCAUCAUGAACACCAUCAUGCUCCAGGUGUCUCCGCAGGCCAGGCAACACAAGCUUUAUAACAAGGAGCUGUACGCAGACUUCAUUGCUGCUCAGAUCAAGACUCUGUCAUUUCUAGCCUACAUCAUCCGAAUCUACCAGGACCUGGUAGGGAAGUACUCUCAGCAGAUGGUAAAGGGAAUGCUGCAACUGCUGACCAACUGCCCCUCUGAGACGGCUCACCUCCGCAAGGAACUGCUCAUUGCAGCCAAGCACAUCCUCACUACUGACCUUCGUAGCCAGUUCAUACCUUGUAUGGAUAAACUCUUCGAUGAAUCCAUCCUGAUCGGUUCUGGUUACACCGCUCGGGAGACUCUGAGACCCUUGGCCUACAGCACGCUAGCAGACCUGGUGCACCAUGUUCGUCAGAACUUGCCCCUGACGGAUCUAUCUCUAGCUGUGCAGCUCUUCGCCAAAAACAUUGAUGACGAGUCACUUCCCAGCAACAUCCAGACCAUGUCCUGCAAGCUGCUGCUCAACCUGGUGGACUGCAUUCGUUCAAAGUCGGAGCAGGAGAACGGCAAUGGACGGGACAUCCUGAUGAGGAUGCUGGAGGUGUUUGUGCUGAAGUUUCACACCAUCGCACGUUACCAGCUCGUCUCCAUCUUCAAGAAGUGCAAGCCUCAGUCAGAGAUGGGUGUCGUCGACCCGGGGGUGUUACCCGGGGUGCCGGCCACACCCACUCCGUCCACCACCCCCGCCAUUCCACCUCCCGCUCCUCCCACGCCCGUUGCCGCUCCGCCUGCGCCCCCAACGGCGUCCUUCGACCGAGCUAGCGAGAAGGAAGACAAGCAGACUUUUCAGGUGUCGGACUGCCGCAGCUUAGUCAAGACUCUGGUGUGCGGCGUGAAGACGAUCACUUGGGGCAUCACCUCUUGCAAGGCCCCGGGAGAGGCUCAAUUCAUUCCUAACAAGCAGCUUCAGCCAAAAGAGACACAAAUCUACAUUAAGCUGGUAAAAUAUGCCAUGCAGGCCUUGGACAUCUACCAGGUUCAGGUUGCCAAUAACCAGCAGACGUACAUCAGGGUGGCCAACUGUCAGACUGUGCGCAUGAAAGAGGAGAAAGAAGUUCUGGAGCACUUUGCCGGGGUCUUCACCAUGAUGAACCCCCUCACUUUCAAGGAGAUCUUUCAGACAACUGUGCCGUACAUGGUGGAGAGGAUCUCCAAGAACUACGCGCUGCAGAUUGUGGCAAAUUCGUUCCUGGCCAACUUGUCGACGUCUGCACUAUUUGCCACCAUCCUAGUGGAGUAUCUUCUGGAGAGACUACCAGAGAUGGGCUCCAACGUUGAGCUCUCAAACCUUUACCUCAAGCUCUUCAAACUAGUGUUCGGCUCGGUGUCACUGUUUGCUGCUGAAAACGAACAGAUGCUCAAGCCACACCUCCACAAGAUCGUGAACAGCUCCAUGGAGCUGGCCCAAUCAGCUAAGGAACCCUACAACUACUUCCUGCUUCUCCGGGCACUCUUCCGUUCCAUUGGUGGAGGCAGUCAUGACCUGCUCUACCAGGAGUUCCUGCCCCUUCUACCUAACCUGCUUCAAGGUCUCAACAUGCUGCAGAGUGGCCUUCACAAGCAGCACAUGAAGGAUCUGUUUGUGGAGUUGUGUUUGACCGUGCCGGUGCGGCUGAGCUCCUUGCUGCCCUACUUGCCCAUGCUCAUGGAUCCGCUGGUGUCUGCCCUCAAUGGCUCUCAGACUCUGGUCAGCCAGGGCCUUCGCACUCUGGAGCUGUGCGUGGACAACCUACAGCCCGACUUCCUCUACGACCACAUUCAGCCUGUUAGGGCCGAGCUCAUGCAGGCCUUGUGGCGUACCCUCCGUAAUCCGGCUGAGAGCAUCUCUCACGUAGCGUACCGGGUGUUGGGAAAGUUUGGUGGCAGCAACAGGAAGAUGCUGAAGGAGUCUCAGAGGCUGCACUAUGUGGUGACUGAGGUCCAGGGGCCGAGCAUCAAGGCCGAAUUCACCGACUGCAAGGCGUCCAUACAGCUACCCAUGGAGAAGGCGAUAGAAACGGCUCUUGACUGUCUGAAGAGUGCCAACACAGAGCCCUACUACAGACGACAGGCCUGGGAGGUCAUUAAGUGUUUCCUGGUGGCCAUGACCAGUCUGGACGACAACAAGCACGCUCUCUACCAGCUUCUGUCUCAUCCCAACUUCGCUGAGAAGUGGAUCCCCAAUGUCAUCAUCUCUCACCGCUACAAAGCACAAGACACGCCCGCCCGCAGAACUUUUGAGCAGGCCCUGACUGGGGCUUUCAUGUCCGCUGUGAUAAAGGACCUGAGGCCCAGCGCGCUGCCCUUCGUAGCCAGCCUGAUUCGCCACUACACCAUGGUCGCUGUGGCUCAGCAGUGUGGUCCGUUCCUGCUGCCAAGCUACCAGCUGGGCAGCCAGCCGAGCACGGCCAUGUUCCACAGCGAGGAGAACGGCUCAAAGGGAAUGGACCCGCUGGUUCUGAUCGACGCCAUAGCUAUCUGCAUGGCGUACGAGGAGAAGGAGCUGUGUAAGAUUGGGGAGGUGGCCCUGGCGGUCAUCUUCGACGUCGCCAGCAUUAUCCUUGGCUCCAAGGAGAGGGCUUGCCAGCUGCCCCUGUUCUCCUACAUCGUGGAGCGUCUGUGCGCCUGCUGCUAUGAGCAGGCCUGGUACGCCAAGCUCGGCGGUGUGGUGUCCAUCAAGUUCCUCAUGGAGAGGCUGCCUCUGAUCUGGGUGCUGCAGAACCAGCUCACCUUUCUCAAGGCCCUUCUCUUCGUGAUGAUGGACCUCACGGGAGAGGUGUCGAAUGGCGCCGUGGCCAUGGCUAAGACCACCCUGGAGCAGUUGCUCGUGCGCUGUGCCACUCCGCUGAAAGACGAGGAGAAGACCGAGGAGCUGCUGGCCGCCCAGGACAAGUCUUUCCACAUGGUCACGCACGACCUGGUGCGAGAGGUCACCUCCCCCAACUCAACUGUCAGGAAGCAGGCCAUGCACUCCCUGCAGGUGCUCGCCCAGGUCACCGGCAAGAGCGUCACCGUCAUCAUGGAGCCACACAAAGAGGUUUUGCAAGAUAUGGUUCCUCCGAAGAAACACCUGCUCCGCCACCAGCCUGCCAACGCCCAGAUUGGCCUGAUGGAGGGCAACACCUUCUGCACCACCCUGCAGCCCCGUCUCUUCACAAUGGACCUCAAUGUCAUGGAGCACAAGGUCUUCUACACAGAGCUGUUGAACCUGUGUGAGACGGAGGAUGCUGCUCUGAUGAAGCUGCCCUGCUACAAGAGCCUUCCCUCCCUCGUUCCCCUCCGCAUCGCUGCUCUCAAUGCCCUUGCAGCUUGUAAUUACUUACCACAGUCCAGAGAGAAGAUCAUUGCUGCCCUGUUCAAAGCCCUCAACUCCACCAACAAUGAGCUGCAGGAAGCGGGCGAGGCGUGUAUGAGGAAGUUCCUGGAAGGCGCAACCAUUGAGGUGGACCAGAUCCACACUCACAUGCGGCCCCUGCUGAUGAUGCUGGGGGACUACCGCAGCCUGACGCUCAAUGUGGUGAACCGGCUGACCUCCGUCACUCGCCUUUUCCCCAACUCCUUCAACGACAAGUUCUGUGAUCAGAUGAUGCAACACCUUAGGAAGUGGAUGGAGGUAGUUGUAAUGACACACAAGGGAGGCCAGCGAAGUGAUGGCAGUCCUGCGUUGGAGGGCGUUGAGGAGAUGAAGAUCUGUUCUGCCAUCAUUAACCUGUUCCACCUGAUCCCAGCUGCACCUCAGACUCUGGUCAAACCUCUGCUGGAGGUGGUGAUGAAGACAGAGAGGGCCAUGCUCAUAGAGGCCGGCAGUCCAUUCAGGGAGCCUUUGAUCAAGUUCCUGACACGUCACCCAUCUCAGACGGUGGAGCUGUUCAUGAUGGAGGCUACGCUGAACGACCCCCAGUGGAGUCGCAUGUUCAUGAGUUUUCUGAAACACAAAGAUGCCAAGCCACUAAGAGACGUGCUGGCUUCUAACCCCAACCGCUUCGUCCCUCUGCUUGUCCCCGCUGGCACUGCAGCAACUGUUCGACCUGGAUCUCCGUCCACCACCACAGCCAGAUUGGACCUGCAGUUUCAGGCUAUCAAGAUUAUCAGCAUCAUAGUGAAAAAUGAUGAGGGUUGGCUGGCAGGGCAGCACUCCCUGGUCAGUCAGCUGAGGCGAGUCUGGGUCAGCGAGGCCUUCCAGGAGAGACACCGCAAAGACAACAUGGCUGCCACCAACUGGAAGGAGCCCAAGCUGCUGGCCUUCUGCCUGCUCAGCUACUGCAAGCGUAACUACUCAGAGAUUGAGCUGCUGUUCCAGCUGCUGCGCGCCUUCACAGGUCGCUUCUUAUGCAACAUGACCUUCCUGAAGGAGUAUAUGGAGGAGGAGAUUCCCAAGAACUACUCCAUUGCUCAAAAACGGGCCCUGUUCUUCCGCUUCGUUGAGUUCAAUGACCCUCACUUCAACGAUGAGCUUAAAGCUAAGGUGUUGCAGCACAUCCUCAACCUGGCCUUCCUGCACAGCUUUGAGAAGGGGGAAGGUGAGCAGCUGCUUGGACCGCCCAACCCUGAAGGAGACAAUCCUGAAAGCAUUACCAGUGUCUUCAUCACAAAGGUACUGGACCCGGAGAAGCAGGCCGACCUGCUGGACUCGCUGCGAAUCUGCCUGCUGCAGUUCUCCACCCUGCUGGUGGAGCAUGCUCCCCACCACAUUCAUGACAACAACAAGUCGCGCAACAGCAAACUGCGGCGCCUCAUGACCUUCGCCUGGCCGUGCCUCCUGCCCAAAGCCUGCGUGGACCCGGCCUGCAAAUACAGUGGUCACUUGCUUCUGGCCCACAUCAUUGCAAAGUUUGCCAUUCACAAGAAGAUUGUGCUGCAGGUCUUCCACAGCCUGCUGAAGGCCCACACGAUGGAGGCCCGGGCCAUUGUACGGCAGGCCAUGGCCAUCCUGACCCCAGCUGUGCCGGCCCGCAUGGAGGACGGCCACCAGAUGUUGACGCACUGGACUCGCAAAAUCAUCGUGGAGGAGGGACACACUGUGCCGCAGCUGGUCCACAUACUGCAUCUCAUUGUGCAGCACUUCAGGGUGUACUACCCUGUGCGCCACCACCUGGUGCAGCACAUGAUCAGUGCAAUGCAGCGUCUGGGCUUCACCCCCAGCGUCACCAUAGAGCAAAGGAAACUGGCUGUGGACCUGGCCGAGGUGGUCAUCAAAUGGGAGCUACAGAGGAUCAAAGACCAGCAGCCGGAGUCCGAGGCUGAAGUAGUUGCUGGCGGUGAAGGGACGAGCGGCGGUGCUGUGAAAAGAGGACUGUCUCUGGAAUCUGCCGCCACUGCAUCCGCUGCCGCCGGGCAAGACGUCAAGAGGUUCCGCACGGCGACCGGAGCGGCCUCCACGGUGUUUGGCCGCAGCCAGUCCAUGCCAGGAACAGAGACCAUGCUCACCAAGCCUGUCGAGAAACAACAUACGGACACCGUGGUCAACUUCCUCAUCAGGAUAGCAUGCCAGGUGAACGACAGCACCAACGUGGCGGGGUCUCCGGGGGAGCUGCUCUCCCGUCGCUGCGUUAGCCUCAUGAAGUCUGCCCUCAGGCCUGACAUGUGGCCUCGCGCCGAGCUCAAGCUGCAGUGGUUUGACAAGCUGCUCAUGACCGUGGAGCAGCCAGCCCAGGCUAACAUCUCCAACAUCUGCACCGGGCUGGAGAUCCUCUGCUUCCUGCUGACGGUGCUGCAGUCCCCGGCCAUCCUGGCCCAUUUUAAGCCCCUCCAGCGGGGCAUCGCCGCAUGCAUGACCUGCGGCAACACCAAAGUCCUGCGGGCCGUCCACUCCCUCCUUUCUCGCCUCAUGAGCAUCUUCCCCACCGAGCCUAGCACAUCAACGGUGGCAUCGAAGUAUGAGGAGUUGGAGUGUCUGUAUGCUGCUGUGGGCAAGGUCAUCUAUGAGGGACUUACCAACUACGAAAAAGCCACGAGCAACACUAACCCCACACAGCUCUUCGGAACACUGAUGAUCCUGAAGUCAGCCUGCAGUUACAACGCCAGCUACAUCGACCGCCUCAUCUCGGUGUUCAUGCGCUCGCUGCAGAAGAUGGUGCGCGAACACCUGAGCCCCCAGCAGGCCAACCCAGGGGUCACGGAAACCAGCACGGUGACCAGCGAGCUGGUGAUGCUGAGUCUUGACCUGGUGAAGACUCGCCUGUCCGUCAUGAGCAUGGAAAUGAGGAAGAACUUCAUCCAGGUCAUCCUCACGUCGCUGAUUGAGAAGUCACCCGACCCCAAAAUCCUCCGUGCUGUCGUCAAAAUUGUUGAAGAGUGGGUGAAGAACAAUUCUCCAAUGGCUGCGAAUCAGAUGCCCAACCUACGCGAGAAGUCCAUCCUGCUGGUGAAGAUGAUGACCUACAUAGAGAAGCGCUUCCCCGACGAACUUGAGUUAAACGCCCAGUUCCUGGACCUCGUUAAUUACGUCUACAGGGACGAGAGCCUUUCAGGAAGUGACAUCACGUCCAAGUUGGAGCCGGCCUUCCUCUCGGGACUUCGGUGCAGUCAGCCGCUGAUCAGAGCCAAGUUCUUUGAGGUGUUUGACUCCUCCAUGAAGCGGCGCGUGUACGAGAGGCUGCUCUACAUCUGCUGCUCUCAGAACUGGGAGGCCAUGGGCAGCCACUUCUGGAUCAAACAGUGCAUAGAGCUGCUGUUGGCGGUGUGUGAACGAAACACCAUCAUCGGCACCAGCUGCCAGGGAUCCAUGCUGCCCUCCAUCACUAACGUCAUCAACCUGGCUGACAGCCACGACCGCGCUGCCUUCGCUAUGGCGACACAUGUCAAGCAGGAGCCACGUGAGAGUCAGACCAGCGAGACCAAGGAGGAGGAUGUGGAGAUAGACAUAGAAUUAGCACCAGGUGACCAGACCGCCAUCCCCAAGACCAAGGAGCAGGCUGAGAGAGACGCAGGCAACCAGCUGCACAUGCUGACAAACCGCCACGACAAGUUUCUCGACUCACUACGGGAGGUCAAGACAGGGGCACUUCUGAACGCUCUGGUCCAGCUCUGUCACAUCUCCACACCGCUGGCUGAGAGGACCUGGGUUCAGCUCUUCCCUCGCCUCUGGAAGAUCCUCUCUGACAGGCAGCAGCAUGCUCUGUCAGGAGAAAUGAGUCCUUUCCUGUGCAGCGGCAGCCACCAGGCCCAGAGGGACUGUCAGCCCAGCGCCCUCAACUGCUUCGUCGAGGCCAUGUCCCAGUGUGUGCCUCCCAUUCCCAUCCGCCCGUGUGUGCUGAAGUACUUGGGCAAGACGCACAACCUCUGGCUGCGCUCCACUUUAAUGCUGGAGCAGCAGGCCUUUGAAAAGGGCCUCAGCCUGCACAACAAACCCAAGCAGAGCACCGAGUUCUACGAGCAGGAGAGCAUCACACCACCUCAACAGGAGAUUUUGGACUCUCUAGCAGAGCUCUACUCUCUGCUCCAAGAGGAGGACAUGUGGGCCGGCCUGUGGCAGAAGAGGUGCAAGUUUCCUGAGACCGCCACGGCCAUCGCCUACGAGCAGCAUGGUUUCUUUGAACAGGCCCAAGAAAGCUACGAGAAAGCGAUGGAGAAGGCCAGGAAAGAGCAUGAGAGGAGCAACGUCUCCCCGGCCAUCUUCCCAGAGUACCAGCUCUGGGAAGACCACUGGAUACGCUGUUCUAAGGAAUUGAACCAGUGGGAACCUUUGACAGAAUAUGGCCAAUCCAAAGGCCACUCGAACCCUUACCUCAUGCUCGAGUGUGCUUGGAGGGUUUCCAACUGGGCUGCCAUGAAGGAGGCUCUGGUACAGGUGGAGCUGAGCUGUCCUAAGGAGAUGGCGUGGAAGGUGAACAUGCACCGCGGCUACCUGGCCAUCUGCCACCCGGAGGAGCAGCAGCUCAACUUCAUCGAGCGGCUGGUGGAGAUGGCCUCCAGCCUGGCCAUCCGGGAGUGGAGGAGGCUGCCUCACAUCGUUUCCCACGUUCACACGCCGCUGCUGCAGGCGGCACAGCAGAUCAUCGAGCUGCAGGAAGCGGCCCAGAUUAAUGCGGGUCUUCAGACCGCUAACCUGGGCCGCAACACCAGCCUCCACGACAUGAAGACGGUGGUGAAAACCUGGAGGAACCGACUGCCCAUCGUGUCCGACGACCUGUCCCACUGGAGCAGCAUCUUCAUGUGGCGCCAGCACCACUACCAAGCCAUAGUGACGGCAUAUGAGGCGAACACGCAGCAUGAUCCAAACAACAACAACGCCAUGUUGGGAGUUCAUGCCUCGGCUUCUGCCAUCAUUCAGUACGGCAAGAUAGGACGCAAACAGGGUUUGGUGAACGUGGCUCUGGACAUUCUGAGUCGGAUCCACACCAUCCCCACCGUGCCCAUCGUCGACUGCUUCCAGAAGAUCAGGCAGCAGGUCAAAUGUUAUCUGCAGCUGGCUGGCGUCAUGGGCAAGAAUGAGUGCAUGCAGGGUUUGGAGGUGAUCGAGUCGACCAACCUGAAGUACUUCACCAAGGAGAUGACGGCAGAGUUCUACGCUCUGAAGGGGAUGUUCCUGGCUCAAAUCAACAAGUCAGAGGAGGCAAACAAGGCCUUUUCAGCUGCUGUGCAGAUGCACGAUGUCCUGGUGAAGGCCUGGGCCAUGUGGGGCGACUACCUGGAGAACAUCUUCGUCAAGGACCGCCAGCUCCACUUGGGAGUCUCCGCCAUCACCUGCUACCUCCACGCCUGCCGCCACCAAAACGAGAGCAAGUCCCGUAAAUACCUGGCGAAGGUGUUGUGGCUGCUUAGCUUCGAUGACAAGAACACUCUGGCGGAUGCUGUGGACAAGUACUGCAUUGGAGUCCCGCCCAUCCAGUGGUUGGCCUGGAUACCGCAGCUCCUGACCUGCCUGGUUGGUUCAGAAGGCAAACCUCUGCUCAACUUAAUCAGCCAGGUGAGGCCCUUCUUUCAACCUGUCUUGAGGCAGCUCCAGCAGGGCCUCGCCAAGUGCUACUCGGUUGCCUUCGAGAAGAGCGGCGCCGUGUCCGACGCCAAGAUCACACCGCACACGCUAAACUUUGUCAAGAAGCUCGUUAGCACCUUUGGCGUGGGCCUGGAGAACGUCUCCAAUGUUUCCACCAUGUUCUCCAGCGCGGCCUCCGAGUCGCUUGCCCGUCGGGCUCAGGCCACGGCCCAGGACCCCGUCUUCCAGAAGAUGAAGGGACAGUUCACAACAGACUUUGACUUCAGCGUGCCGGGCUCCAUGAAGCUUCACAAUUUGAUCUCCAAGCUGAAGAAGUGGAUCAAAAUCCUGGAGGCCAAGACCAAGCAGCUGCCCAAGUUCUUCCUCAUCGAGGAGAAGUGCCGCUUCCUCAGCAACUUCUCUGCACAGACGGCCGAGGUGGAGAUCCCCGGGGAAUUCCUCAUGCCCAAACCUACACACUAUUACAUCAAGAUCGCCAGGUUCAUGCCGAGAGUGGAAAUCGUCCAGAAACACAAUACAGCGGCACGCCGUCUCUACAUCCGCGGCCACAAUGGCAAAAUCUACCCGUACCUGGUGAUGAACGACGCUUGCCUGACCGAGUCGCGCCGCGAGGAGAGGGUCCUGCAGCUUCUCCGGCUCCUCAACCCGUGUCUGGAGAAGAGGAAGGAGACCACCAAGAGACACCUCUUCUUCACUGUGCCCAGAGUGGUGGCAGUGUCGCCUCAGAUGCGGCUGGUAGAGGACAACCCUUCAUCUCUGUCAUUGGUGGAAAUCUACAAGCAACGCUGUGCCAAGAAGGGCAUCGAACACGACAACCCCAUUUCCCGGUAUUACGAUCGUCUGGCCACGGUGCAGGCCAGAGGCACUCAAGCCAGCCACCAGGUCCUGCGGGACAUCCUGAAGGAGGUGCAGGGCAACAUGGUGCCCCGCAGCAUGCUGAAGGAGUGGGCCCUCCACACCUUCCCGAACGCCACCGAUUAUUGGACCUUCCGGAAGAUGUUCACCAUCCAGCUGGCCCUGAUAGGCCUGGCCGAGUUCAUGCUCCACCUCAACAGGCUCAACCCCGAGAUGCUGCAGAUCGCACAGGACACCGGAAAGCUGAACGUCUCCUACUUCCGCUUCGACAUCAACGACGCCACAGGCGACCUGGACGCUAACCGUCCGGUUCCGUUCCGUCUGACGCCGAACAUCUCCGAGUUCCUGACCACCAUCGGCGUCUCCGGCCCCCUCACCGCCUCCAUGAUUGCUGUGGCACGAUGCUUCGCACAGCCUAACUUUAAGGUGGACGGCAUCCUGAAGGCGGUCCUUCGCGACGAGAUCAUCGCGUGGCACAAGAAGACCCAGGAGGACACGUCCAUGCCGCUGUCGCCCGCCGGCCAACCGGAGAACAUGGACUCCCAGCAGCUGGUCUCGUUGGUCCAGAAGGCCGUCACGGCCAUCAUGUCCCGCCUCCAUAACCUGGCUCAGUUCGAGGGAGGAGAGAGUAAAGUCAACACACUGGUGGCUGCAGCCAACAGCCUGGACAAUCUGUGUCGCAUGGACCCGGCCUGGCACCCCUGGCUCUGAGAAAACCGAGCGAAGAGGAGGCAAAGGGAAAGAAAACGUGAUGUUGUUUACUUUUAUUACGUAUCUGACGAACACGGACAACUGUUACAUGUAUGUUGGUCUUCACCGUAACAAAAGCCUGAUGGACUCCUCUCUCUCUCUCUCUCUCCAACAAAGGACACUGAAAUAGUUAAAGCAGAAUCAAGUGGAACAAAAGGCCCCGACUGUCACAUUGAUAGUCUUAAGAGGGCUUCCCAGUAUACAUAAUAGUUAUAUCUGGACUGAUUCUGAAUCUUUUUUUAUCAAAACACAAUUUCUCCCUCCACUUCUAUUUAUUUUUAUAACUAAAGGACGGGGACUGUGUGUGAUGCCAGUUGUCCUGUCUGACAAGGAGACGGUACAAAUACUUUGUGCAGGUUUAAUGGGCUCACAUGAGCUCACAGGGGUUUGUUUCUUUUUAAUUUAAGAGAUGGGGAAAUCUUCUGUUGUUAGCUUUAGCUGUGUUGUACCAUUUUUACACUUUAUUUCCUCCUAAAAUAGCCAUUUGUCCUCUCAAAUCUCUAUUUGUAUUUAAACCGAAACACGUGUUCCUGCAGAAUGAGGACAUUUGUUGUCCUGUGAAACAGAUUAUGCUAUUGUUUUUUUUUUUGCCUGAACUUUAUCAACAUGUCUGAGUAGUUCAAAAGCCGUUUUUCGUUGCAUUUCUUUUGUCUGUCCAUCGGCCGUGUUGUAAUGUAACAAAGUCAAACUUCAGGGCGGAUUCACACUGUAAUAAGCUGUAACAGCUGCAAUGCAAAUAUGUCAUUCCCCAGCUGGUUGUGUAUGCAUAUACUCCCCUUUUUUGUAAAAGCGCAAUGCUUUUUUUCAGCAGAAGUAUUAUCGCUUGCCUUGUAAAUAUACAUUUUGUUUUAAUAAAAUGCUCUUUUUUUAAUACG